AUGGGUUUGUGCCUGAGUCUCCUGAUCCCUCCUGGCAGCCUGGACUGGUGCUCCCACACAGGUGGAGUGAAUCGGGGACAGGAGGCGGAGGAUGAACAUGUCAUCCAUGUGGACACCUCCCAGCCGGGGGCCGCGCGGAGCACCGGCGGGCUGGCGGCAUGGAGUAGGCGCUGGCGGCGGCGGCAGGGAGAGCGGGCGUUGCGAUGGGCCAGGCAUGAUGAGCGCGCUGGCUCCGUCCUCCCGCUGCUGCUGCUGCAUGCUGCCGCCGCCGCACGCCGCUGCAGGUGCUCGCCGGCCGCCCCGCGCGUCCAGCCGCCCUCCGCCGGGGCCGCCGCCGACGGCGCGGAUCUGUUGAGUUGGGCGAGGGCGGGGGCCUGGGGGCUGGCGGCGAGCGCGUUUCCUCCGCUGGAGCCCGGGGGGCUUCCCCGCAAGGCGGCUCGCCAGGCCCGGGCGGCCGCGGCCCGCACCCGGGCGGUGAGGGGCCCGUCCUCCGGUCCCUCAUCACUGGCUCUGGCUGACUGUCCCCGUCCUCCUGUCCCUCACCGCCGGCUCCGGAUAAGGGGCCCCGUCCUCCAGUCCCUCACUACGGGCUCCCGCUGCCUGUCCCCCUCCUGCAGUCCCUCAUGCGGCUCCGCUGAGUUGGCCCGUCCUGCCGUUCCCUCCCUCAUCACAAUCUCCGCGCUGUCCCCGUCCUCCUGCCCUCAGCACGGCUCCCGCUGGCUGCCCCGUCCCCUGCGUCGCUUCCCGACCGGCUCCGGCCCCUCGAAUAACACUCCCGCUCCCCCCGCGUUCCUGCCCGGCUGGGAUCUCGGGGUCCCUCAGCGGGGCCGCUCGGACCCUCCGUCCCCACACGCUGAAAACUUCCGCGGAGGCUCACGGGGCCCCCAGAGUCGAGGUGCGCCACUGCCGAGUCCCCGAAAAUGCUUCCAGCUCCCACGCUGCCUGUUUGAAGAUGACCUUUGCAAAUCUUUUGAAAUCUGUGUAAAUGAUGGAAUAUUUGGGAGAUGUCAGCGAGUGCCAGUAAUAGACAUCUAUAAAUAUGACAUUUCACCCCCUGUUCUGCAGCAUCUGAAGAUCAUCCUGGAGAAGCUCUCACACAGAGGUUUUACCUGGCGAGAUGAUUAUACUCAGCAUGUUAUUGGUCAGGAACUCUCAACCAUUCACAAAAUCCACAGCAGACGCCCCGAUGUAUUUGCAUCUGAAGGAUCUGAUGCAGGAAGGACUUUUGGACAGAACGCAGAUAAUGAAAGAAAUUAUGAUGGGGAAAAUGAUGUGAACUUGGCCAAGUCUCUUCAGCAAUACCUUAAAUAUCUCGGUAUCCUCUCCCAGGCUGCAUCUACAAAUCUGUAUCCAAGGAAGACAAGUGACAAAGCUUCUGUCAAGAGCUACAUCUACAAUGAUCCUGUCAGGUACUACUCGAGGCAGAACCCCAAAGAGCGAGCUCCUCCUCUGGCCCGUCCAUCAAAAUCCCAGCAACAGCUCGCUGAGAACCUCCGUGGGAGGACCUUCAGCCAGAGCCAGAGGGAGAAGUUCUCACCAGAGUCAGAAAUGGGGCUCGACCAAAAAACCCUGAUGGCUGCACUGCACACCUACAUCACCCAGAACUUGUCAGCACAAAGCAGCGACAAAAGCCCUCACAGCAGGACUAAAGGGUCUCAGGUUUAUGCUGAUAGAUUCUACUCCACACAAGUCAGUCCUUUUGAUGGAAGUUUUGCCAAAGGAAAAGGAGAAGAUUUUAAAAUGAAGAAGCUGUUCCAGCCAAGGCCUGCUUCUGGAGUGCUGAGGCCAACCCCUGAGGUGCUGAGUCAUAAAUCUGCUUCCCAGGAUGAUCCCAAGGACCCUCUGACUGUAGUGGAUGAGACACUUAUUAAAGAUGUAUUGAAGGACCUAGAGAAACAUCAAGUGAACGUGGAGAAUCUCAGCUCAACGGAACUGGAUGAGAUCGCUGAUACUAUCGCCACUGCAAUUCAGAGUGUUGACAUUCAGCAAGAAACACAAAAUGGUGCUGGAAAAACUAGAGAAGACAAAACAGAAGCACAAACAAAGAAAGGAGAUGCUCAAGGAAUGACAGAGUUUCAGAUGGGAUUAAUGGAAAACAGCAUUAAUAUACCAGACAAUGGAGUGCAUGAAGCCAGUGCAAGAACUGAUAAAGAGGAGAACACUGCAAAACUAAUUAAAUUCUUGAAUGAGAAUGCACUAUCUGAAAAUGUGCCCAAAGACCUUGGCCCUGAAGAAUCUACUAAGAUAGAAACCAAGAAAUCUGAAGAAACUGACUCUUCAGAAGAAAUAAAUGCUGGUGUGGAAAAUGUAAAAAGUGAGACUUUCUCAAGGGAGCUGACAACUGCAGAGAACAGUGAAUCUGACUCCAAUGACCCGAGUAAGACCAGGUACUGGAUUAAGAAUGCUUUAAUGCAGGAUGGAAACUCCUAUGAAAAGCCUCAGAAAAACAUGGGACAAGGCUUACAACUUGAAGUGAAGUCUUCUGAGGAGAAAGAAUACGGCUACAUUGUGACAGUGAAGGACCCCCUGAGUGUGGAAAAGGGCUUGGAGUUAAUAAAGGAAGUGGCAGAUCUCCUGAAGCUGCAGAUGAGUGUCUUCGAUGAUGUCAACGUGCUGGGACCAGCUGUGACCUUCAGAGUGCACUCAAACCUCCAAAACAUUUCAACUGCAGAUGUUGCCAAAGAAGCAGCCAUAAACAAAGAGAAACUUGAGAAAACAACUGGACUGAAAAUUCUGCAGACUGGUGUGGGGGAGGAGCUAUGCCGCCAGCGCAUGGCAGUGAAAACAUCUGAUCGCCCGGAGCCCCUCCACUCCUCCCGAAUAAACAGCGUUUCUUCUCAGUUCAGCGAUGGGCCCAUUCCCAGCCCCUCGGCCCGGAGCAGCACGUCGUCCUGGUGUGAGGAGCCGGUCCAGUCCAACAUGGACAUCUCCACCGGUCACAUGAUCCUGUCCUACAUGGAAGAUCACCUGAAAAACAAGAAUCGUCUGGAGAAAGAGUGGGAAGCUCUGUGUGCUUAUCAGGCCGAACCCAGCGACACCACCAUUGCACAGCAGGAGGAAAACAUCCCGAAGAACCGCUCCCAGGCUGUAGUACCAUAUGACCAUUCCAGGAUAUGUCUGAAAGGUGAAAGCAGCCACGACAAUUCAGACUACAUCAAUGCUAGUCCAAUUAUGGACCAUGACCCCAGAAACCCUGCAUAUAUUGCCACCCAGGGUCCUCUCCCUGCUACUGUUGCUGACUUCUGGCAGAUGGUCUGGGAGAACGGCUGUGUCGUUAUUGUCAUGCUGACACCCCUCGUGGAAAACGGAGUCAAACAGUGCUACCACUAUUGGCCAGACGAAGGGUCAAACCUCUACCACAUCUAUGAGGUAAAUCUUGUCUCUGAGCACAUCUGGUGUGAGGAUUUCCUCGUGAGGAGCUUCUACCUGAAGAACCUGCAGACAAACGAGACACGCACAGUGACACAGUUCCACUUCCUUAGCUGGAACAAUCAGAGGGUUCCUGCUUCCACGAGAUCACUUCUGGAUUUCCGCAGAAAAGUAAACAAGUGCUACAGGGGUCGCUCUUGUCCAGUAGUUGUUCAUUGCAGCGAUGGUGCAGGAAGAAGUGGAACCUACAUUCUAAUUGACAUGGUUCUCAAUAAAAUGGCCAAAGGUGCUAAAGAGAUUGAUAUUGCUGCUACCCUGGAGCACUUGAGGGACCAGAGACCGGGCAUGGUCCAGACAAAGGAGCAGUUUGAGUUUGCGCUGACAGCAGUUGCAGAGGAAGUGAAUGCAAUACUCAAGGCCCUUCCCCAGUGAGCAGCUCAGUCUCCUGAAGGCUCCUGCAGAAUCCAUCCCUCGUUUUCCUCAUCCUCAGUCCCUGUGAAUGUUCUUGGAAACCGUGACCUGACCUUAACUGUGUAUCUUCUGUUGUAACCACGUAGUGAUAGGGUCCUUACAAACUCCUUUAGCUGGUAAAAGUUCAACAGUUAAAAUGUGUAUUCUGUUUUUUGGGGUUUUAAACAAAUUUUUAAAAGUACAUCAGAGCCUCGGAUUAAGUGACAGAACAAUCCAUCUAAUUCCUUUCACAUCCUUGAAGCCCUGAAUGUCACACUUUGAAAGCACACAUUCAUGUUCUUAGUAGCAAAUAUACGAUAUUGUGGGUAAUUAGUGCAGUCAAUAUAGUCGCAGAAAACGGUGUUCUGUUAUAUUUGUAACUUCUCAAAAGCCGAAUAAGAGGGAGGGCCUGAAGAGGAUGGUGAUUGUUCCCACACAAUGCCAAGCUGGAGCAUGAAACAGUGCUGAGGGUGUGAGUAAACACAGGUCCAGGAGGCUCUGGCAAGGAAAGCUUGCACCUUCUCAUACCAGGCUUUGGCAAGCAAAUGUUUUCUUAGCUGUUGUUUACUUUUCAGCUUUGUGCCAUGAGAGGAAGAAAAUCUGAACCAUAAAUAAAACAGGCUCGCACAGUUAUUGCAACUGGGGAGGUCAUUUUGGUCACAUUAAUGGGAAGCUGGGGGAUAACAAGCACAACAGCUCUGACCAUGUACCUGCCACUGACAGCAUGGAAAACAGAGGGUAGACUCCCCUCAGGUGAUGGGAAAGGCCCUGUCAACAAUCAGGUAACUGUCUGGAGCUGUUAUGGAAACGGAUUGAUGGUUUUAUGGGAUUACUGAGGAAGAAAAUGGGACUCUCCUCUUUAUAUUUUUGCAUUUCCCUCUGUAAAGUUCUACAGUGCCACCCUUUUUAGCCAGGAAAAUAUAUUUCUGUAAAUGCCUGGCUGAAGGAGAAAUCUCGUAUCUGCGUUUUAUGAUUCUCAUCUAAUUUGUCUGAUCCAAAAGUUCAUUGCAGCUUUCUGCAGAGACUCUGCUUGCUCCUUGCUCUGAAUGAUACCUAUUUUAACUAAGCAUGAAGGGGUAAAGCAACACACAGGUUGAAUUUCAGAGACUCUUGUGUUCUCAAGAUCCUCAUGCCUCCUGCUGAAAAGUAAUGCUAAAGUAUGUCUGUAAAUGGUUUGGUUUAUGGAAUCUUGCUUCUGUGAAUUCACAGGUUUAGUUGUGGCACUCUUCUUAAGGAAUUUAAAUUAUUGAUAGAAAGUACUCUGAUAUGUUUGAAUGAAGGGCCUGAGAGUAAAAUUAUCGAAGGUACCUAAGUGAUCUAGGCUCUUAAUUUCAUUUCCAAAAAAUGAAUACUUGGAUUCUUUUUCAUAUGUUAUCCUACAUCUCCAUGACUUAAAAAUCUGGGGUGCUUUUUUUUCCAAAAUCUUAAGUGUGUUGUGUGCUUGAAACCAUAUUAGGCUAAUUGUUUAACUUCAGUGCUGGAAAAUAUAUCAUUGAAUUUAAUUUGGGAAGGGGACACUUUUAUAAACUUCUAAUCAAUGAAAUGUAAAAGAUAACAGUAUCACAGAGUUUUGCUGGCACAGAGGUAAUGGGCAUCUAUUGAAAUCAACCAUGUUGCAAUUUUGUGUUGUAGGUGUGGAUAUUGGUGAUUUUUUCUUUUUAGCAAUUAAAGAGUUACUAAAAAAAAAAAAAGCAGAAGGCUUGUAACUUUUUGCCAUACAUUUUUGUAUGCUUUACUUGAUAUGUGCUGUUGCUUAAUUUGUGCAUCCCAUUACUAUAGCAGUGCAGAGCAGUUACUGCAGAUGCCAUCAUCCUCUUAAGUACACAUACUGUACAUUAAGCCACAUGUUUAUUUUAUGGCCUAAGCAUUUUAGAGCUUUCCUAGCAAUAACUAAAAAAACUAAUGGAGUAUAAAUGAGAAAAUUGCCUUUUUCAUUUGAUAAUUUAGGUUUAACAGGAUUCUUUUAUUACUUUAGCUAACACAAAAUUGCAGAUCAGGGCAGAUGAGAUCGGUUUGAGCCGUAUCAGCAAGUGUUUGAAGUAGAUUUACUGUGAGCCAUGUACUGCAGCUUUCUGAAAAUACAGGUAGUUGUAUGCAAACAAACUGUCCAAAGAAUCAAAAUUUGGGCAUCCUAACAAGGCCUCUGAUUAUCGGGCAGAAUUGUUUCCCCAUGCGAGAUGCUGUGCCAUUACCUGCUGCCAAUGGACUAAUGGGUUUUUAGCUCAGAUUUCUGCCCUGGGAUUCAUUAGUGUUCGCCUUCUGACUGUCCCUGUGCAUACCACAAACAUGCCUGACGAGCCUUUCGUUUGCACUUCAGGAAUAUUUUUUAAUUGUUCUUUUGCAAAUAUUUGCAUUUCAUAAUAGCAAUUUCAGGGUGAUCCCUAUUAAUUCACAAGCAGCUGAGUGUGGGACUUAAAUAUUUCUCUUCAUGCUUCAGAGUUUAUUUAGCGUAGAUUAGAGGGCAUUAAUCUUCCCCAAGGCUAAUGGGGCAGGAAUGUAUUGUUUUAUUCAUACUUGUAGGCCAGUUUACACAACAGAAAGAUGCAGUCUUACUCAGAGGGUUAGAGUAUCUCCCACUGACCGUCAUUGACAAUCCUGCUAUUUCAGCCAUGUUUUGUACAGUUCUUCCACAAAGAGGUGCCAGGCUUAUUUUGUUGACUGUAAACGAUCACACAGAGUAUUUUGUCUGUGCAUAGCACACUGUUCACACCUCUCAAUAAAAAUGCCAUGUUUCUGGGGGUGAUAAUCUGCUGCAGGGUCGAUUAGUGAAAUGCAGGUUUCAGUUGCACCAGGGCAAUCCAGGGGGGUUUGAUAAUCCAUUCCCCAGGAAGAUGCCAAAGCCAUGGAUGAAGCCACAAAGAUGGAUCUGCCACACAGGGCAGGUAUUUGCUUUCACUGCAGUUAACUUAAUCCUUGUGAUCUGUCAAAGGAUGAUGUUCAUACCAACACCCGAUCACUUAACCUGACAGUGAACAUGGGGUGGGUCCCAUGUCCAGUGUGAGUUGAGCUUCUACCUUAAAACCAGAAUCACCUGAGAGCCUGAAGUCAAAUGAGACCCACUAUCUUUCCCUGUUCAAUAUUCUGCUUGAUCUUUAGUAAACUCAUUGCAAUUGAAGCUUGGUCAGGUGCCUGAUGUGUGGCCAUAAACAGCAUGUGUUUAACAUUGACCGUCCUCGCGUUCUUGAUAAAGACAAAUUGAAUGUACAGGUCCUGUUUGUGUGGUUGAAUCUUUAAAUGACAUUUAAGGGGGUGAGCUGCAGGAGGGUGAUUUAACCCCACUGCUCACAGUUUCCUUCCUCACUGGUCAGAGGGAGAAAACCCUGUUUUCCAGCUCACGCAGCUGCUGUCCCCGAGCAGGACAGUGACCUGACCAGACCCCGGGCUUGUGUAGUCACAGCGUGUCCAGGUAUGUGGGAUGGAGACAUGGUUCACCACCGUUGAUAGUUCACAGGAGUAACAGCACAGUUGCUCUCUCCAGCCUUCGCCCUUCCCAUGAUAUGGGUCGGGACUUAAAGGGAUGGAGGGGCAGGGCAGCACCGUUCCCCAAAUCCCAGAUCCUCGAGGUUCAGCCCUAGCCACAGGGAAAACAGUGUGGGGUUUGCUAUUGGCUUCACAUGUUUCAGGUGUGAGCUCUAACCAUUGCUGUUGGCCAUUGUUGGUGGGACCUGGUGCAGCCCAGGUAAUAUCCAGUGGAAGUCCUUGGCAAUUGUAAGGGCCAAGAAUUAAUUUCAGCAGAAAAUCACAUAUCCAAAUCUCAGUGCAGCAGCAAAACAAGCAAGAUUAUUUUUAUACAAGCUUCUAAACAUUUAAAACAUUUAAAAAUAUUUUUAAAAUCUACACCCAUGACUAAACCUUGUCCCUGUCUCUAGCAUGCAUGCAGAACCAAUCCCCAUCCAUCCCCAGGGGAAUGACAGCUAUAGUACCUGUAAGGAGUUCAUGCUUUAUUAGUCAAGUGGAACAUUAAUAAAACCUGGCCCACUUCAUAAUUUCCAGAAUAGUCAUUAAUUAAAAAAGCUGUUUAUUGGAAUAGAAAACAAGUAUUUGAUUAGCUUUGUUACAGAACAAUAGCUCUCCUAAUUUUUAUUCUGCAUAUUUUAUUCUUUCUUUAGAAAAUUCUCUUAAGAAGCAUUUGAGAUAAUUCGCUUUUUAAAACUGUACAGUUUCUAUGGGUUUGCUUUUUAAAUGACAGUAUACUUUGUAGAUUUGAUUAUUAUAUUUUUCUGUUAAGAUUACAUUGGGCAUUACAAAAGCAUUCCCCACCACAGUGAAAAGAAAGCAAUCCUGUUGGUUUAUUGUAAAAGAAAAAAAAUAAUUAAAACAAAAUUGCAGAGCUGUGGCAUACUCAAUCCAAUUAGAGCAUGACUCUUUACUACUCUUCAUUUACCACAUGAGAAAAAAAAUAAAGUUACACCAGCAAGAUUUCAUUUGAAGCUGUUCAUGCAUGCUAUUUGUACUGUAUUUGAUGGCAUAAUAUUGUUUUGUUUACAACCUUUUCUUUCUUGUCAUUCUAUUAUAUUCUUUGUAUGUAUAUAGUUUAAAAAAAAAAAGAUUAUACAAAGUAUUUUGUUCUACCUCUGUAAAAAUCAUAUUUGUGAAUAAAGUCACAUUGUCUGUGGAUUAUAGUAUUGUGAAUACAGCA
This is a messenger RNA of Manacus vitellinus (golden-collared manakin), 8458 nucleotides long. RefSeq names its product protein tyrosine phosphatase receptor type N2 (gene PTPRN2). Bases 1 to 3801 code for a protein of 1266 amino acids. Gene Ontology annotation, biological process: protein dephosphorylation. Lineage: Eukaryota; Metazoa; Chordata; Aves; Passeriformes; Pipridae. Gene Ontology annotation, molecular function: protein tyrosine phosphatase activity. The record is from RefSeq and is a predicted model, not a curated record. The transcript has 23 exons. Gene Ontology annotation, cellular component: secretory granule.